This is a messenger RNA of Bufo bufo (common toad), 1302 nucleotides long. RefSeq names its product nudix hydrolase 9 (gene NUDT9). Gene Ontology annotation, molecular function: ADP-ribose diphosphatase activity. The transcript is spliced from 9 exons. Bases 155 to 1099 code for a protein of 314 amino acids. The record is from RefSeq and is a predicted model, not a curated record. Lineage: Eukaryota; Metazoa; Chordata; Amphibia; Anura; Bufonidae.
CUGCGCAGUGUGUCGCUGCCAUUACAAGGCUGUGCCUCCCGCUCCUCUUCCGGGUUCCUUGCGUUGUGGUUGGGCUCAGCGCUCGGUGCCAUCGGCUGCCAACCAAUCACAGAGCGUCCGGCAGCUAGGCCGAGGUGUGUGACUGGACGAGUGGAUGAUGGGCAUUACCCAGACUCGAGUUCUUACCACGACCGCCGUCGCCGCUGCCCUCGGAAGUAUAUUGCUGUCCCGCUGGUUCCGCAGCCGCCCGCCAGCAAUGGUGGCUCACGUCAAAGCGCUGACCUCCCCUUACCCCGGCUCCAAGGUGGAGAGGUGGCCAGUCCCUGAAGAGAAGGUCAGCUGGUCCGUCAAUUGGCCGGAGUAUCAGCCCGUGGAAUACACCGCCCCUUCUGUCCUUGCCCAGCCGCCCUGGGCCGACCCUCCGCACAGCUCUGAAGGCUUCUGCCCACAAUACAACGCGCUCGAUGGAAAAGUGGAGAGAGCCAGUUUUGAAGGGACAUAUGAAGUGAUGAACGGAUCCCCGAGAAACCCCUCGGGGCGGACAGGAGUGAUAGGAAGAGGAUUACUAGGCCGAUGGGGACCUAACCAUGCAGCAGACCCAAUCAUCACAAGGUGGAAACGCGAUGCUGCAGGAGGGAAGGUGGUGCACCCCGACUCCGGGAACCCCUGGUUACAGUUUGUAGCUAUACAGAGGAAGGACUGUGGCCAGUGGGCCAUCCCCGGGGGAAUGGUGGACCCCGGGGAGCUGAUGACGGCUGCGCUGUGCAGGGAGUUCUGUGAGGAAGCCUUGAACUCUUUGGAGAGGACGGGAGAAGAGCCGGACACAGAGCAGAAGAUCAAGAGCAUCUUCUCUCAGGAUCACUUACUGGUAUACAGGGGGUAUGUGGAUGACCCCCGUAACACAGAUAAUGCCUGGAUGGAGACCCAAGCCGUCAACUACCACGAUGAGACAGGGCACAUCCUGGACACGUUGGCCUUAGAAGCCGGUGACGACGCGGGCAAGGUGCAGUGGGCGGACAUCAGCAGCAGCUGCAGCCUGUAUGCCAACCAUGCCCAGUUCAUUCAGCUUGUGGCAGAGAAGAGGGGUGCCCACUGGUAGUUGCUGCUUGUGUGUAUUUUCUGGUGCCCGGGCUACAGCGAGCAGCAGUCACUGUAUAAACUGUACCCAACGUGCAAUUAUUCCAGAGGUCUCCAAAAGGCGGCACAGACGGACACAACGGCGAUGGAUUCUCCAUCUGUUCUCGGCUCAGGGAGGAGACUCCUUUCAACCUUUGGAAUGUAAUAAAGUAAAAGUUUCCGUAU